Malurus melanocephalus (red-backed fairy wren) is the source of this 11547-nucleotide messenger RNA. RefSeq names its product Janus kinase 2 (gene JAK2). Lineage: Eukaryota; Metazoa; Chordata; Aves; Passeriformes; Maluridae. Gene Ontology annotation, biological process: cytokine-mediated signaling pathway; cell differentiation; peptidyl-tyrosine phosphorylation. The coding region runs from base 4057 to 7449 and encodes 1130 amino acids. Gene Ontology annotation, molecular function: histone binding; ATP binding; non-membrane spanning protein tyrosine kinase activity. Gene Ontology annotation, cellular component: membrane; cytosol; cytoskeleton. The record is from RefSeq and is a predicted model, not a curated record. The transcript has 30 exons.
AGCUUGAUUGUGGCCUUGUCUUCAAAUUCUCACUUCUGCAGUCAGUGACAGGUGAGAAAAUGACGCUCUCCCUUGGUCGUUCAUAAAUUGUUUUAUGCUGAAAAACGUUGACUGUAGUCCUUUUGGUUACUGGACAGAAGGAAGCCUAAUUAGGGAGGUUGUAAUGGCUAUUUACAGUUUUGAGUGUGAUUUUGCACUUGAGAUUAGUUGUUUAAGGGUCCGUGUUUCUGACAUCUUAGCUUUGUAAAGCUUACCAAUUUGUUAUCUACUUCCUCAUUUUUCUGUUGUUAGUUAAAUUUAAUGUAUAUAUAAUUUAGGUGAGAAAGAUGUAUUUCUUAAAUUUCUUUUUAUGGAAAGUCAGUAUUGACAGAACACUGUAGAGAGAUUCUGUGCACUCUUAAAUGUAUUUUGGAUCACUUACAUGGAUUAACUUUCUUUUCCAUCCCUGCUUCUCAGUCUUCCUUGUAACUGAUGUGGGGGUAAUACUGCAGUGUUGUUCUUUGGGCAUGCCAAUUAAUCUUCCUUUCUUAGGGUUGGUGGCAGUAAUUUGAGGAUUCAGUAGGACUACAGUAACCACUACUGUCUUCUGCUUGAUGAGAAAGCAUCCCAAGURACUUAUAUGGUGUAAAUCUAGAAUUUUGAAUUAAACAACUUCAGUACUAUUGUAUGAAAUAACAGGGUUUUAAAGCAGUGGUGCACUUUCCAGAGAAGGCUUACAUUUGAGCUAUUUACAGAGAUUUUAAUUUUUGUAAGAGCCAACAACUGCAGCGGUUGCUGCUGGGAGGGGAAGUUGUAAUGAGCAAGAAGUACAUGGAAUGCAGAAUAUGGUCCAACAUCGUUGUUGGUUGAAUCAGAGUGACUGGAACUGCGGAAUGGAAAACGAAAGGAGGCUGCUACUGCUUUUUACAUGUGGGUGUUCAGAGUGACAAUUAGGCUGAUAAAAAGUUGAAAUCUCUGUAGAAUAACCAUUUCCAAACCAUGUGGAGGUAAUGUUAUGCAUGACCACAAAAUACUACUAAAAAGUGAGUGUUAGUAUCAUGUUGUACUGGCAGUGGCAUCUGCUUUCUGAAGUUAGAAGAAAAGCAGUUGCUGAACUGAGAUUGUUGAUUUACCAUUGGUGUCUUUUUAUCUCAGCUCUGGGGCAUUUUUGCAGUAUGAUGGUAAUUAUGUAAACAAAAACUAUGYGACGAUGCUUGCAGUUACAAGAAAUAACCUCAGAUCUCAUCUGAAAGAGCCUUAAAAAGGAAAUAAAAUUCAGAAAUGUAGUAGUAUUAAACACAGAGAGUAGUAAUUGUGUUCAUUUUGAAUAGAAGAGUAUCAAAUGUCACAAAACUUGUAAUUAAUGUAGUUGACCAUUAAAACUAAGUAAUUAAUGUAGUAGACCAUGCAAUAGUAAAGCAAGUAUUUGUUCUAAAAAAAUUGCAUUCUAAAAAAAACAGCUGGAAGAAGGCAAAAUCUGGUGGCUUUGUUUUAGCAAAGUAACUGGAACUUAGAGUAGGAGGUUGAAUUACAUGACCUGUGAGGUUCCUUUCAACCCAAAUUAUCCUGUGCUAGUGCUCCUAUGCUCUUACAGGCUAGCAUUUUUGUUUUAACAUUCCCACUACUUUUUACCUGGGCUUGCAUACAAAUGUUACCACUGUCAUUAGGCAGUACGCAGUUACAUAUUUCCUUUUGAUUUAACAGAGCUGCUAUUUCAAAGCCUCUCACCCUGGCUGUGCACCGAUUCUGGUGGGUUCCUUACGUAUUCGUACAUCCCAUGGGGUUCUCAGCAGGAGCCCAGUGAGAUGACUAAUAUGAGUAAUACUAGCAUGAUCUGAGUCAACAUUUGAGCUCAUGCUUACGUUUGUAUUUCUCUAACUUGUUUCAGAUACCAUUUCUUUAUCAGAAGGUGAAUGAGAAGCUUUCUUGAAUUUCUGAAUAUGAGAUUUAGCAUAUUAUUCCGUAAAAUAGAUCUAUCUUCAUGGAGAUGUGAAAAACGGUACAAAAAUGUGAAUAUACAAAGAAGCUUCUUUAUAGUAGUUCUUCUGAAGGAACUGUUACCCAGUUUUAUUUGCCUCAUACAAAUAGAUGCUUUUUGCUGCAUGCUGUGUUCAUUUAGAGAGUACAUUGUAUCUCUCACUUAAAUGGGUUGUAUGCCUCUCAGUACAGUGAGAGCUACCGACAAGUGUAAGGUAGGUUGUCAUUGUCAUUUGCAACCUGCAAGAUGCUCAGAGAAACACAGUGAUGCCUCACUCAGAUGUUAAGCUCUGUGGGUUAUGCAGUACUGGAUGCAGAGAGGUCUGGUUCACAUGGACAGUGAUAACCCCCAUGUGUUAUGUGGAGCGACUUGCCUAGAAGGCAGUUGUCCAUCUAAUUCUGGUUAUGUAGUUACUGUAUCACACAGUCAAAGCUAAAUCUUUAAAUCUGAUUUGCAGGGAAAAAAAAAUCCAAUCUGGUGCAGGCAACUAUUGAUUUAAAAUCAAUAAAAGCAUUGUUCUUUUAUGAGGUAAGUUGUCUCUGCAUCUGUCUUUGGCAAUGAUUCCCACAACAGUAUUACCUGGUGCCUUUUGCUGUUAGUAGAUUGCAUUUUAAUCAUGGUUGCACAUUUCCUUUUAUUAGGUAGGGAGGCAUUAGCUCUUGAUGCUUUGAUUUUCUGUCUUCUUGGCUUUCUUCUGGUGWGGUUGUUUUUUUUGCGGAGGUCGGGGGAGGGGGUAUAUAUGUGUGUGUGUAUUUUCUUUUUUCUUAGAGUCUUUAGUACUUGUUUAUAGCUCAUAUGAAUCAAUGAAUUGAUUCUGUUUUUUUUCUGGUUUUUGUGGUGCCAUGAAAGACAAUAUUCCAGGUGAGUUGAGAAUGUUUUCAAUCCCUUCCCUCUUUUCAUUGGAGCGCUUUGUUUCUUGUCUCACGCGUGCCUGUAUUUAGCAGAGAUUCUGUUGAGCUGCACAUCCUGUGAAUGGUUGUUUUGCUCAUCUGCUUACAUUUGGUUUAAAAUUUAAUGUCAUGUGGGAUUAAGUGCAAGUUAUUCUUUCAGGAGUUUAUAAUUUUGUAUUUGUUGACAUCAGUUGUUACCUGUCUUCUGUUUUUCUUUGUUUGGCUAGCUCUCCAUUUUGAUCCUGCUCGUCUCAUGUAGACCAGUUAUCACCGAAGUUCUUUUCAGGCUAGGACUUUGAAAAUGCUAUAUACUUGCAUAAAUGUAUAUGGUGUGGUAUUUCUUGCUCUGCCAGCAUCCCCAGAUGCAGGUGUGGGACCUUUUCUGGUAUUUACCCCAAUUCUUGAUCUGUGUGUUGUUCAUGGUGUGGUUUUUAUUUGACAGUCCAGUGGAGCUGGUUUAGCUGGUUUUACAUUUAUCAUUCUGCUUAUGUGCUUCAGCAGCUGCAAUAGCUUGCACGACUUAAGAAAGUCUUUUACAGGAUUUCAUAGUUAUGACCAAAAUGUUCAUCAGUAUUCGACAUGUCACACCACUGGCUGCAGCUUGGAUUUCUAGCAGAGUCCAGUAUUUCUAAAGUAAAUUGAUAAUAUCCAAUCUUGAUACAUAAAUACAAGCCUGGCUCCACCUUCUGAAUGACUUCCAUGCUGGUAUUGGGGACUGCUGCGAGGCUGCCCCAGUCCCCUGGAUGUGGAACAGGCUCUGCUCUGUGCUGCAGCCCCCCGCUGUCCUAGAGUUUCACAUGCUUUUGCUACCUUUCAAUUUCAGAAAUGAAGUAUGCGAGCAGAAAGGUCGUUAAACUUCAGCCAGUUGAGACCAAUGCAUUCUGUUUUGCUGGAAUGAAUGUCUUCUAGAACUAGUUACGAGGGUGUGCCAGUACAUUUGGUCCUUCCAUCAAACUGGAUGAUACAAGCUCACAAGUCAGGCCCUUUCCUGUGCUGGGAGAGUCACAGAGGGACUGUAUGUAUUUUUUCACUGCUGCAGAAAAGCUGCUGUUGUGCUUAAGCGCUUUCAAAUGGAGUUUCCUGCAACCACAGAAGUGUUGCGCAAAGAGAGCAAGGAUACAUUAUGUUCCACCUCUGCCUGUGUGCCUGCUUUGUCUGACUUUCUGUGGAUUGCUGCGGCAAAUGCUCUGAACAAAACCAAAACAAACUAUGGCUUGUCUUACAAUGACAAAUAUGGACAGUGCAGCAGCUUCCACUGUCCAUCAGAAUGGUGACAUCCGUGGGAAUAGCAGUGCUCCCAAGGAGACAGAGCCGUUGCUUCAAGUGUACCUUUAUCAUUCUCCUGGGAAGACAGAAGGAGAUUACCUUCAGUUUUCAGCUGGAGAAUAUGUUGCAGAAGAGAUUUGCGCUGCUGCCUGUAAAGCCUGUGGUAUCAUGCCAGUGUAUCAUAACAUGUUUGCACUCAUGAGUGAAACAGACAGAAUGUGGUAUCCCCCAAAUCACAUCUUCCAUGUAGAUGAAGCAACCAGACUCAUCCUGAUUUACCGGAUAAGGUUUUAUUUUCCCCACUGGUACUGCAGUGGCAGCAACAGAGCAUACCGGUAUGGCAUUCUUCGUGGUGCAGAAAGCCCCGUCCUUGAUGAUCUUGUCAUGUCUUAUCUAUUCGCACAGUGGCGGGCUGAUUUUUUGGAUGGAUGGGUACAGAUGCCUGUUACUCACGAAACACAAGAAGAAUGCCUUGGAAUGGCUGUUCUAGAUAUGAUGAGAGUGGCCAAAGAAAAGGACCAAACCCCAAUGGCUAUUUACAAUUCAGUCAGCUACAAAAUGUUUUUACCUAAGUGUGUGCGAGCAAAAAUCCAAGACUACCACAUUUUGACACGAAAAAGAAUAAGGUACAGGUUCCGCAAAUUUAUACAACAGUUUGGCCAAUGCAAAGCCACUGCCAGAAACUUGAAACUUAAGUAUCUCAUAAAUCUGGAAACCCUUCAGCCUGCCUUCUAUUCAGAGGUUUUUGAAGUAAAAGAACCUGGUGGAGGUCCUUCUGGAGAGGAAAGUUUUGCAACCAUUUUAAUAACUGGAAACGGUGGAAUUCAGUGUUCAAGGGGAAAACUGAAAGACUGUGAGACACUUGGAGAGCAGGAUUUGCAAACAUACUGUGAUUUUCCUGAUAUAAUUGACGUCAGCAUUAAACAAGCAAGCCAAGAAGGCUCCAGUGAGAGAAGAAUUGUCACCAUUCACAAACAAGACAGCAAGAAUCUGGAGGCUGAAUUUCAGUCAUUAAGAGAAGCUCUCUCCUUCGUAUCGUUAAUUGAUGGAUAUUACAGAUUAACAGCAGAUGCCCAUCAUUAUCUCUGUAAAGAAGUAGCACCACCGUCAGUCCUUGAAAAUAUUCAAAGCAACUGUCACGGACCAAUUUUCAUGGACUUUGCUAUCAGUAAACUGAAGAAAGCGGGUAAUCAGACUGGUUUCUACGUCCUUCGCUGCAGUCCUAAAGAUUUUAAAAAAUACUUCCUUACCUUUGCUAUAGAGCGUGACCGUACUACAGAUUAUAAGCACUGCUUAAUUACGAAGAAUGAGAAUGGAGAAUAUAAUCUUAGUGGAACCAAGAGAAGUUUCAGUAAUCUUAAGGAUCUCUUGACCUGUUACCAGACAGAAACUGUCCGUUCAGACAGUAUAAUUUUCCAGUUCAUCAAAUGCUGUCCUCCAAAACCAAAAGAUAAAUCAAAUCUCCUAGUCUUCAGAAGCAAUAGCGUUUCUGAUGUACCUUCAUCACCUACGCUACAGAGACACAAUAAUGUCAAUCAGAUGGUCUUUCACAAAAUCCGUAAUGAGGAUUUGAUAUUCGAGGAGAGUCUUGGACAGGGCACAUUCACUAAGAUUUUCAAAGGUGUAAGGAAAGAAGUGGGAGACUAUGGCCAGCUCCAUCAAACUGAAGUUCUUCUAAAGGUGCUGGAUAAAGUCCAUAGAAACUACUCUGAGUCGUUUUUUGAAGCAGCAAGUAUGAUGAGCCAGCUUUCUUACAAACAUUUGGUGUUAAAUUAUGGAGUGUGUGUCUGUGGAGAAGAGAACAUCCUUGUACAAGAAUACGUAAAAUUUGGAUCCUUGGACACAUAUUUGAAAAAGAACAAAAAUAUUAUCAAUAUUUUGUGGAAACUGGAAGUAGCCAAACAGUUGGCAUUAGCCAUGCAUUUUCUGGAGGAUAAAGGCCUUGUUCAUGGCAAUGUCUGUGCAAAAAACAUCUUGCUUAUCAGAGAGGAAGACAGGAAGUCUGGAAACCUGCCAUUUAUAAAGCUGAGUGAUCCUGGCAUCAGUAUUACAGUUUUGCCAAGAGAUAUUCUUCUUGAGAGAAUACCAUGGGUUCCGCCGGAAUGUAUUGAGAAUCCCAAGCAGCUGAGCCUAGCCACAGACAAAUGGAGUUUUGGUACCACUUUAUGGGAAAUCUGUAGUGGAGGAGACAAACCCCUGAGUGCACUGGAUUCUUCCAGAAAACUACAAUUUUAUGAAGAUCGGCACCAGCUUCCUGCCCCCAACUGGACAGAACUUGCAAACCUUAUAAACAACUGCAUGGAUUAUGAGCCAGAUUUCAGGCCUUCUUUUAGAGCAAUUAUACGUGAUUUAAAUAGUUUGUUCACUCCAGAUUACGAGCUGUUGACAGAAAGUGAUAUGUUGCCAAAUAUGAGAAUUGGGGCACUUGGAUUUUCUGGUGCUUUUGAAGAUCGAGACCCAACACAAUUUGAAGAAAGACAUCUCAAAUUUUUACAGCAACUUGGCAAGGGAAAUUUUGGCAGUGUUGAGAUGUGCCGGUAUGACCCGCUGCAGGAUAAUACUGGGGAAGUGGUUGCUGUGAAAAAGCUGCAACACAGCACAGAAGAGCACCUUAGGGACUUCGAAAGAGAAAUUGAGAUACUUAAAUCUCUGCAGCAUGAUAACAUUGUUAAAUACAAAGGAGUUUGCUACAGUGCAGGACGUAGGAAUCUAAGAUUGAUUAUGGAAUACUUACCAUAUGGAAGUUUACGAGAUUAUCUGCAGAAACACAAGGAGAGGCUGGACCACAAGAAGCUUUUGCUGUAUGCAUCACAGAUAUGCAAGGGCAUGGAGUAUCUAGGUACAAAAAGAUACGUUCACCGGGAUUUAGCGACAAGAAAUAUCUUGGUUGAGAAUGAGAAUCGAGUUAAAAUUGGAGAUUUUGGAUUGACAAAAGUCUUGCCACAAGACAAAGAAUACUACAAAGUGAAAGAACCUGGUGAAAGUCCUAUAUUUUGGUAUGCUCCAGAAUCUCUGACAGAAAGCAAGUUUUCUGUGGCCUCAGAUGUGUGGAGUUUUGGUGUMGUUUUGUAUGAACUCUUUACCUAUAUUGACAAAAGCAAAAGCCCGCCAGCUGAAUUCAUGCGCAUGAUUGGCAAUGAUAAACAAGGGCAGAUGAUUGUAUUUCAUUUGAUUGAGCUUUUGAAGAAUAAUGGGCGACUACCGAGACCAGAUGGAUGCCCUGAUGAGAUUUAUGCUAUCAUGAAAGAAUGCUGGAACAAUAACGUUGCCCAGCGCCCGGCCUUUAGGGAUCUUGCUCAGCGAGUGGAUCAUAUAAGGGAAAACAUGGGUGGAUGAGAAGACUGUCCCUCCUUUAGAGGAUGAGUUGGAAUGCAGAGCAAAUGUACUUAGUCACCUGUAUAUAUUUGACAUAUGUACAUGUGCACACAUCUUAUCCUUGCUGGAAGUAAAAUCUAUGUGGCAAAUACCCUCAAUCUUCAUACUGAAGAAUCCUGCUGGGGCUUUUUUAUCAGGAUAUAUUUAUUACUAUGAGAAUACGUUGAAAUUCUCAAUAGGGAUAGAAAUUAUUUUUCUAAAUUAAAUAGUGGUAAUCAUUCAGCAACCCCAUUAUUUGCCUUACUUGGCAAUACCAAAAAGAUGUGACUUAAAAUGUGAUGAAAAUAAGAGAUGGAAAACCAGUUUAUUUCCUUGUUGAAAGGGAGAUGCCUAGAAAAGGCUACUAGAAAUACUUUCACACUGGGUAUAUAKCGACUUGGCACCCUGUUUUGUGUGUUGCACAAAGGCUUUUGUCUGUUAAUACAGUUCCAUGAUUUUUUAAUUGUUGAUGCAGAACUGGCUUCUCUGAAUAACAAAGCAGAAGUGGUUUGGUGUACCUGUCUGAAUCACUUAUCAGCCAGCAGGAUAUCCAAAGAGAUAUAAUAGGCUGUUUGAUGUACUGUAAGUAUUUUGAGAGAAAAGGGAGCAAAUUGUGCCUAAUUGGGAAAGACAGAAAAUUUACUAAUCCAUGCAAAAUUAUGAAAAUGAAAAAGCCAAGAUGUUAUCCUUUUUUUCAUACUCUUCCCUUGUUGAGUAAGUAUAGGAUUAYCUGUAUUGAAGUUAUUGAAGAUACAGUAAUAACACGUAGAAGUGAAGUCAUUUUACACAAGACAAUGUCUUCUUUUUAAAUAAGGAAAAGCUAAACAUUCUGCUUCUAAAUGCUGAUCUUUCAUUCUUUCCAUCUUCAUGGUUUUUGUGCAGUCAUAAGUGUAUCUACGAAUUGGGKUCUUUCAAAGCAGGAUUCAAAAUCUAGAAAAUGCUCUCAUUUUCACAAUUCCUCACUUUGCUGUUGAGAUGAUCAUCUUAAUAUCUUCCUUCCAGCACAGAAAAAGAAUAUGUACAACUCAGUGUCUAUAUGGCCAGUCACAGCCACAUCAAGCCUGUUCUGUGUUGGAGUGGCCCAUGCCUGUUUCAUUCUGUGGUAACAUCCAACAUGAAACUCUUUGGAAGUGCAAUUGCUCCGCGCUCAGCGGAGGGCAAGGACAUUAUUCCAGUUACUGAGAACUGGAAGAUCAGGCUACCUGAAUGCUGUAUAACUCAGUUUUUGAAAUGCAAAACAAAAAAUUUUGGAGAAGAGAGCACUUCGGUUUUGCCCAUAGGCAGAACACUUGGGGAUAAUCUUAUAUCUCAAAGCAGUAUAAUUUCAGUUUGUUUAUUUUUAGUUCAAAUAAUCUUGUUUGUUUGUUUGUUUGUCUUAAGCAUUAUUGUUUGCAAAGUAAAAUGCUUGUUCUUCUUGGACUUCCACUGAAAGAAGUUCAGUUAAGGGGAUAUACAGCUUGGCAAACUGACAUGACAUCCAGAUUUAUAUUUAAAAUUCGGUGUUCAUUUUUCAAAUUUGUGGCAGUGAGUUAGUGAAACAGAGGUUACUUUCACUUUGGCACCUCCUUMAGUUUUGUGGUUAACUACAUCCAUCUUAACAGAAGUUGAAGAACCUCAACUUUAAUUUUUUUUUUAAAUCCUUAACAUAGUGCCAGUAUAGCAGCAUUUUAUACCACUAUGAUGUUUCUCUCCCACAAUCACUCCUACAAAAUUGUUAUUUUGUUGUAAGAGAGAAUGCUAAAUAGGGAGAGCAGCAUCAGCUCUCUCUCUCCCCAUUGCAUUUAAACCUAUUUCUGUCAGUGUUCUUGCCACCAAGCACUUGCAUAAAUGAUUUUUCAAACUAAUUUCUCAGUCAGUUUUUAAGCUGCAAAGAACUUGGAAGUGCUUUGCUCAACUUAAUGUGUUUUCACAAUUUCUGUAUACUGCUUUGAGGAUUUUGAGUUUUGUGCAAAAAAUGUCUUUGCAUUUGUAGUCUCAGUUAUGUGUACGUGUUUUUUGUAACAAAGGAGAUAAAGCUUUAAAGCAUUGAGACAGCAUUUUAGCUGGAUAACAUAUGCAGGAAUUACGUAAAAUUUGCAGUGUAUGACACUCAGUAGCUCACUGGUUUCAMAUACAUAGUAGACUAAACGUAAUUUAUGUAAAAAUCUCAGGGAAGUUUGUGUAAUGCAAUGAAGAAAUCUUCCAGUCUGCUAUUUUUUUCAAGUGAAUCAAACGUCUUUUUCUUGUUCUACUACAGUAUGACUAAUUACAUAGUCUGUCUGGUUGCAUAAAUGUAGUGGUGAACUCAAGGUUGAUUUUAAGGGUCUUGUGGAGUUUGUUUGUUUUGGUUUUUUUUUUUUUNUUUUUUUUUUUUUUUUUUUUUUUUUUUUUUUUUUUUUUUUUUUUUUUUUUUUUUUUUUUUUAACCUUAAUACUAUAUCAUUUUUAGAGAAAGCCAUAUCUUUACACUGCAGUGUAUCUUUACACUGCAGUUGGUGAGAGACAGUCUCUGGUAACAACCAGAGGCCUGUGCAGAGAGCAUGAUUAUUUGGGAUGAACCUUAGCUGGGAGAAUAGGACCAAGUAGUGCUUAGGACUUAGGGGAUGUAUAGUCAUCUGCAGUGUCAAUAUUUAGGUCCCAGAGCAAACCCAGUGGCUUUCUCAAAAAGCUGUUGAGGAUGUAAAUGUGGUGAUUUUGUUGAAUGUGUUACUGCCAGUUGUGUAACUUCUAAAGAAAAAACCACCACCACCACACCAAAACAACAAAAACCAUUGUAUUUUGUAUUUUGAAAGCUCUCAGAUCUACAGUAGCAUUGAUGUUAUAUCUUUACAUAGCCUUUGUAUUAGUAGACUAAGUACUUUGUUUUAGAAAUUGUCUUCGGUUGGCAUUGCAUUUGUCAUACAUUAGUGUAAUCAUUAUGCUACCCAAAAUGCUGUUUGGUUUUUUUGGUAGGAAAAGUGCUUGUUUAUGUAUACACGACUGCUACUACAAUGUAGAAUUACAAUAUUAGCUACYGCUUUGCACUUACAUUUGAAGUGAAGAAUUUAUAUAAGUGUGCAGUGUAUCUUACAGAAUCUCUGCAAUCAAGUAUUGUGUCGUGUAGUAUUGGUUUGUUCGCUAUCAGUAUAAAUAUGUUAAGUUUCAAAUUUAGUUUUUAAAUAUAUUCCACACAGUAUUCCAGAAAUUUGCAAGAGUCAUGUAGUAAGCCAGAAGAAGAAUGAAUUUUCAGGAGAAGAAAUCAGUGUUCUUGUCAAGUUCUAGAACUGGUUAAAAGUUUCCAUAGUUGAGAUAAUUGUUGCUAAAUGUUCUGAUGAAUACAACUUUAACAAUAUAUGUAAAAAUUUUAUUUUUCCCCCAAAAUUCAGUUUUUAGUUGUUGCAUUUAGUUGAGAUGUUGACCAGCUGCCUUGAAAUGUAUGGGAUAAGAUGUUACUGUAUGAAGUAGGAAGAAAUGUAACUCUUGAGUCAAGAAAGCAAGCUUUUCAGGAAUGUAGGAUCACAAACAUCUAGAAGAUAGAGUUCUGAGAGCAAAAGUAGCAGAACAAGACUAAAAUAAGAAGGCUGAUGUUCAGYGUGGGACAAGGUUUCUGAAUGUGAAAUGCACAAUGAAUUAGGAAAUACUGAUGUCUACUGAAAAUGCCAUACCAGCACAAAUAUGUGCUAAUGUAUUUCUAAAUUGUGUAUUGUCUGCCUUAAGUCUAAAAUAUUCACAGACACCCAACCUGGCUGAAACAAUGUCAAGAAUUACUUUACCAAAAAAAAAUUACUAAACGUUGUGCCAUGCCAGACAACAAUUCUGAAAAGGUGUUUGAUUAAGAAGUUUUUUCUGAAUUUUUCUUUUUGAAUAAGAGGUUUACAGUACUUUAUAUUAAAGUAGAAAUAGAUCCUUGGUAGUAGGAAGCAGGGAGAAGACACCUGCUACUUAUGAUUGGAAUGUAAACGUUUGAACACAUAGUUUGUUGAAGAGAACAUGAAAAGGACAUUUUUAGAGAACKKUGUAUCCAUACCUGAAACUUAACUGUGUGUUUCUUCUGUGUUUGGAUAGUGAAAAUAAAAUAAAUGUAUUCAAUGGAUGACACAUGCCUGCCAGCAUUUUCUUUUGU